This is a messenger RNA of Conger conger (European conger), 2479 nucleotides long. RefSeq names its product protein-glutamine gamma-glutamyltransferase 4-like. The transcript has 14 exons. Bases 43 to 2076 code for a protein of 677 amino acids. Lineage: Eukaryota; Metazoa; Chordata; Actinopteri; Anguilliformes; Congridae. The record is from RefSeq and is a predicted model, not a curated record. Gene Ontology annotation, molecular function: protein-glutamine gamma-glutamyltransferase activity. Gene Ontology annotation, biological process: peptide cross-linking.
AGGUACAUCAUCUCAUCUAGACCGAGUCUUACACAAGGAAAAAUGUCUGAAUCCGCCCUGAGAGUCAGUGCUCUUGACUUCCUGAAGGAGCUCAAUGGCAGUUCGCACCACACAUCGGACUUCCUGACCUCAGCCCUGACCGUACGGAGGGGGCAGAGCUUUAAGAUCUGCCUGCAGCUCAGCAGAGAGCUCAGCCCCCAGGACCAGCUGGUGAUUCAGCUCAGCGUGGGUAAUCGCCCCCAGCAGGCUAAAGAUACGCUCGUGCUGAUCCCAUUACGGCGCAACUCAGAAGCAGGGCGUUGGGGAGGCACCAUCAUUCACGUUUCCCACAAGCAGUGCGAGGUUGAUCUGAGGACUCCACCUAAUGCUGUUGUGGGAAAGUACUCCCUCAUUGUGAAGAUUGGUGAUGAGUACACCUACCAACCUGAGCCCAAUCACUUCUACAUGCUCUUCAACCCCUGGUGUGAAGGUGACGAUGUGUACCUCCCUGAUGAAAAGGCCCGUGGCGAGUAUGUGCUCAAUGAUGCGGGCUACAUCUAUGUUGGCCAAAACAAUGCCAUCACAGCAAGACCGUGGAACUUUGGUCAGUUUGAGGAGGGGGUGCUGGAGCUCUGCAUGGAUCUUCUGGAUAAGAGAAGGCUGGGCCAAACUGCCAGGAGGGACCCAGUGAAGCUGUCCAGGGCCAUGUCUGCGCUGGUGAACUGUAAUGAUGACAGUGGGAUCGUGGUGGGAAACUGGUCAGGGAAGUACUCCCAGGGGACAUCCCCAAUGACAUGGACGGGCAGCCUGUCAAUCCUGCUGCAGUUUGGGCAGAGCCACCACCCGGUCAAAUACGGCCAGUGCUGGGUGUUCUCUGGAGUCCUCACUACAGUGAUGCGCUGUCUGGGGAUUCCAGCCAGAAGUGUGACCAACUAUAACUCCGCCCAUGACACAGAGGGGAACCUGACCAUAGACAUCUACAUCAACAAGCAAGGAGAGCAUCUGGACAACAUGACUUCUGACUCUAUCUGGAACUUCCAUGUGUGGAACGAUGUGUGGAUGAAACGACCAGAUCUGCCAGAGGGCUAUGAUGGCUGGCAGGCCCUGGAUGCCACUCCUCAGGAGGAGAGUGGAGGACUCUACCAGUGUGGCCCAUGUUCUCUCAACGCCAUAAAGCAGGGCGAUGUUAACCUGGCCCACGACACCACCUUCCUGUUCGCUGAGGUGAAUGCAGACCGUGUGGUGUGGAGAGUGGAGGGCCCUGGGAAGGUUACCAUGGUGAGGAAGCAGUGUCACUACGUGGGGCGGAAAAUCAGCACCAAGGCAGUGGGGCAGGACCACAGAGAGGACAUCACUCUGCUGUACAAGUUCCCUGAAGGUAGUGCAGAGGAAAGGAAGGCUUUGGCAAAGGCCUCCGCCAUUUGCUCUGCAGCCGGUCCUGAGGAAUCUAACAACCUGCAGCUGGAGCUGAAGUCUUCUCUCCCCGCCUACCUGGGCUCCCCAAUCAGCUUCUCCAUCUGUCUGACCAGCCUGAUGCCAAGCCCAAUCACUGUCAACCUCACAGCUGCUGCCCAGCUCCAGACUUACAGUGGCAAGCCCAUGGCCACAGUAAUGUCCCUGAAGAAGGAAGUGACCAUUGAGGCACAGAAAAGCACUACUAUUCCAGUGACAAUAGAGGCAACAGAGUACCUCUCACAACUGUCAGAGGUGAAUGACAACCUGCUUCUCCAAGUCACCGCUAUGGCUGAGAGUGGUGACCCCUACUUUAUAUGCACCGAAGACACCGUCAUCGGCUUUGAGUACCCUCCAAUUACAGUGGAUCUGCCAGCUACUGCCAAGAUAGGUCAACAAUUCCGUGGAACUUUCACCUUUAAGAAUACUACGGGUGUUGCCAUGGAUAACUGCAAACUCCUGGUUGAGGGCUUGGGGCUCUUCAAAUUGGCAACCUUCAACGAAGGGAAUAUUCCAAAUGGCAAGAUCUUCCGGUCAGAGAUACUUUGUACCCCGUACCGAACUGGAAGGCGGAAGAUUAUUGCCAAGAUCAUCUCUGACAAAAUCAGUGGUAUCAUAGCUGAGGGGUUUGUUAAUGUGGAGUGAAAAAUGACAGACAGGCUUGGUUUGAGAGGAUGGAAUGGUCUGAUGGCGGGGAUAGCAGUGUCUAAAUAACAAGGUGUGGUCUGCUGUGAGUGUAGUUUACUCACUAAUGAGAAAAACGAAUGUAUUCAAUAAAGGGAAAAUAUCCAUAUAAGAUAUGAGAAUUACAAUUCUAGAUUGUAAACAGAUGUGUUGUUUACUGCUGUUGUGUGGGGAUUUGCUGGUGCUUCUGUUUUCCCCUCGCAGAAACCCUUGCAGAUUUUGGGUAAAGGUGGCGAGACCAACUUACAAUAUUAUAUAAUGAUAUGGUGAAUAGGAUACGACACUGGGAAUGUAUAACCCAUUGGGGCUAUCUAAUUUGUUUCAUAUGAAUUUCAUAUUGAAUAAAAUACUUUGUUUUAAAGAA